GCCCCGCUCCCCCGCCCCGGGGCCACACAUCCCGGGGUCCUGCCCGGCUGCAGCACGUGCUGCCUGUCCCUGUGGUGUGAUGGGAUGCUCAUGCAGACGAGGCUGGUGCUGCUUCCUGGGGACUGCUGGGCUCUCUUGGUGCUGCCAGGGGGAAUUAGAGGGCGGUUUGAGAUGGAUGGAUGGAUGGAUGGAUGGAUGGAUGGAUGGAUGGAUGGAUGGAUGGCACACUGCAGCAUGGCAGCUGGGUGGGCAUCACUCUGCCCCCAGUGCCAAUCAUCUGAGCAGGGAUUUUCCUGCACCUCCUUGACUGGAGCCCUGACUCCAAGCCCUGCUUCUCCCUUCCCGAGCACUCCUUGGCCGUGGUCCUGUGCUGGCACCGUCAGCCCCGUGCUCGCCGCCUCCCGCCCGCUGCCGCUCAGCCCUGCCUUGGCCUGGGUGUUCCUCCCACAUGGAUGAUGGGACAUCCAUGCUGGGUCCCCAGCUGGGCCUGCUCUGCUUCCUCCGUCUCUGCUUCUGACCCCGCCGCUCUUGCUCGUUCCUGCUGCUCCACAGCGACUCUGCUGGUGCUUGGCCCCAGGCUUGGGCACAGCUCCUGCUGUUGCCAUCACGGGGCCGGGCACUCCGUGGUGCCAGGCAGGCCGUGGGGCCGGGUAUUCCAAGGGCUCAGCUCAUGCUCUGCCUCCCUCCUCCUGUCCCUCAUCCCCUUCCUCCUCCCCACUGCUGCUCUGCGAUCCCUCCUGCCGUGCUCCGCCUGCGCCCGGCACUGCGGGGAUGAUGUGCAGGGGUCUCUGUGCUGGUGUCAGGGGCUGGAGCCUGACGUGGCCCUGCUGGCUGGGCACUGCCUGUCGGGCAGCAGCUCCUCCGAGGGGCUGGGAAAGGCUGAGGCUCCUUGCUGGGGCCGAGCAGCUUGGAGAGUGUUUGACCUGUGCAUCCCCAGGGAGCUCCUGGCUUUGCCUGCGGGCAGCAGGCACAGGAUGGCGGUUCAGGCACCUCCCUGUUGCCAUGGUGGCUUGGGUGUCCUCCUGGCCCUGGCACUGUGGCUGACCCUGCUGCCUGGUGAGCAGACAGGAGCUCAGGGAUGCCUGAGCCCUCAGGGUGGGCACUGGGCUGAGUCUUGGUGCUGGGAAGCUAAAGUUGUGUCCAGAUGCUCAGCUGUGGGAAGGGCUCCUUGGAGCUGUCAGCUUUCCCAGGCCCUGUGUCCUGCCCAUGCUGGAGCUGGUUGCCAGCAAGCCCCUCUGGUGGUGCAGGGGUACCCAGGAGCUGGGAUCCUUCCAGGGCCAUUCUACGGGGCUCAGACCUCUCUGUGCAAUGGGGCUCUUGGGGAGAGCUCGGUACUGAGGCCGAGCACCGCGGUCUGAGUGAGGGCACCAUCCUGCCACCAAGGUCACCUUGGUGCUCCAGGCAGAGCUGGGUCUCGUGGGUGGCUCCUGUGCCCCACGGGGAGGGGAAGGGCUGCAGACCCCCAGGCUGCCCCUGCUGACACUCAUCUCUCCCCAGGUGAUGAGCUCCACCAACGGAGAGCUGAACACAGAUGACCCGACGGCAGGACAUUCGAACGCCCCCAUCACAGCCCCCACCGAGGUGGAGGUGACAGACGAUACAAAGUGCUGCUGUUUCUUCAAGAGAAGGAAGAGGAAAACCACCAAGCGUCGCAAGUGAGCUGCCAGGGCCGGGCGGAGCGGCGAGCGAUGGCUCCUCUCCCUCUGGCCGUGGCUGGAUCUUGACCCGCGGAGCCCCUGGGGCUGGACGGGGACGGGGGGGCCGGGCCGGACGGGCUCCCCCAGCGCCCCACGCGCAGCUGGGGAGCGGGGCCUCCCCAAACUGCUUGUCCUUUCCUCCGCCACUCGUGGCCGUUUACUCGAACCAAGCCCAACUUCGCUGAAGUUCCUGCGUCCGUCAAACAGAAAAAAGAAAAAGAGAAAAACCCACGGCGUCACUUGCUUUGAGUUUGUAACAAGUCUGAAAUGGGGAUCAACUACAGACUCUGACCCGUCGCUGUCAGAAGAAGACGAAGACAAUUUCGAGAGCAGUGGGCUAAGGAGGAAUAUUUUUUUUUUUCUGUUGCUUCUUUGUCUCUUAAGUUAAUUUAAAGUGAGUCUCGGUGCAGA
This is a messenger RNA of Cyanistes caeruleus (blue tit), 2108 nucleotides long. NCBI's taxonomy places the organism in Eukaryota, Metazoa, Chordata, Aves, Passeriformes, Paridae. The record is from RefSeq and is a predicted model, not a curated record.